GGGUGUUCUCCCUCCCCCCUUCUUCCCUCUGUCGCCUCUGCUGCUGCUGUCGACCUCCUUGGUGCUGAGAAGGUCGGGACUGCGUCUGCUUCGAGUGGGCGCCGCAGUGGCAAGGGCAAGGGGGGCAAGGGCGGUGGUGGUGACAGCGGGGGUGGCGGUGGUGGGGGAGGUGGUGGUGGCGGGGGGGGUGGCGCGGGUGGGGGAGGUGGCAGCAGUGGGGGGGGUGGCGGCAGCGGCGGGGGAGGUGGCCGGGGCGGAGGAGGUGGUGGGGGUGGCGGUGGAUGAGGCAGCGGCCGGGGUUGGGGUGGUCGAGGAGGUGGUAGCGGCGGUGGUGGUCGUGGAGGCACUGGCGGUGGCCAGGGCCAGCAGCACACUCCGUCGCCCCAGGAGGUCCGUGAGUGGUACUCUCAGCACGGGGGGGGGGGGGGGGGGUGGCCUUAGCUGCACGUACGUCAUUCGCACUGGUGACCGCACUGGCCAGCCGUGUGGGGGACCGCACGCCACACAGCGUUGCUUCGCUCGUCUGAACGACGCUUGGCGUGUUCAGUUCCCUCAGGCCACUGAGCUGCCCCGCUGGGUUGAUCUCCUGAAGAAGGGGAUUGAUAUUUAUGCUUUAGACUUUGAUGCUAUUCUCACUGCCAUGUAUGUGAUGUCUACUAGUGGAGAGGGGGCUGAGUACCUGAGUGUCCCGCCCGACCCGGGCAUUAGGACUAGUGCGUCUGCCGCUCCAGGUACUCGCGUGUCCGCUACCCCACGUGCUGGUGAGGCUGCUGCUCUAGGUGCGUGUACGUCUGCCCCCCCUAGUACUAUGUCGACUGCAGCACUGCACACCUUCACAUUGGAUUCAGGUGCCUCUCGCUGUUUCUUUCGUGUCCGCACUGCCCUUGAGCCCCUUGCUCGGCCAGUUGCUAUCUCCCUCGCUGACCCCUCUGGGGGUCCGGUCCUUGCGACCUCCUCCACUGUCCUUCCCUGUCCUGCGGUCCCGUCGAGCACACUGUCAGGUCUCCACCUCCCCUCGUUCUCUAAGAACUUGGUGGCAGGUUGUGCACUACAGGACGCGGGUGUUCACCAGUUCACCCCUGCCUACGAGCGUGUCACACACUGCAGGUGUGCCCGUACAGGCCGCCACUUGGCUACCUUCACCCGGCAGCCGGGGUCGGACCUGUACACACUGACUACUGCCCCCCCUCAGGUCGCUGCGUCAGCGUCUGCGUUAGCGUCAGGUGAGCUGUCCGCCCCUUGCUCGUGUCGCUCUCUAGCGCACGAGACUGUCCUCUGGCACCACCGACUGGGCCACCCGUCUGUGCAGCGCCUUCGUGCCAUGCACUCCCGGUACCUUGUCUUUGGUCUUCCCAGGGUCCUCCCUCCCCUCCCACCCUCGCCUGCUCCUCCCUGUCUUCCCUGUGUUGAGGGGCGGCAGCGCGCCGCUCCUCACUCCUCCUCGUUUCCCCCGACGACUGCUCCUUUGCAGACGCUCCACAUGGACGUGUGGGGCCCAGCCCGCGUCCGUGGUCAGGGUCAGGAGAGGUACUUCCUGAUCGUUGUUGACUACUCGCGCUACACCACGGUCUUCCCCUUGCACGCCAAGGGUGAGGUCCCUGAUGUUUUGAUCCCUUGGAUCCACAGAGCUCGUCUCCAGCUCAGCGAGCGUUUCCGCUCGGACUUUCCUGUCCUGCGCUUGCACUCUGACAGAGGUGGUGAGUUCUCCUCCGACCUCUUGGCAGCCUACUGUGCUGAGCACGGCAUUGAGCAGUCGUUCACGCUUCCGGCCUCUCCACAGCACAAUGGGGUUGCGGAGCGCCGCAUUGGCCUGGUCAUGGAGGUCGCUCGUACCUCCUUGAUCCAUGCGGCUGCCCCCCACUUUCUGUGGCCGUUUGCGGUCCGGUACGCUGCGCAUCAGCUCAACCUCUGGCCCCGUGUCUCCUUGCCGGAGACCUCGCCCACACUGCUGUGGACGGGGGAGGUUGGCAAUGCGUCGCGUUUCCGGGUCUGGGGAUCUCGAGCUUUUGUCCGCGAUUCGUCUGCGGACAAGCUCUCCUCUCGUGCUGUUCCCUGCGUCUUCCUCGGCUUUGUUCCGGACGCGCCUGGUUGGCAGUUUUACCACGCCACCUCGCGCCGGGUCUUGCCCUCUCAGGACGUCACUUUUGACGAGUCUGUCCCCUACUACCGCCUCUUCCCCUACCGCACUGCCCCGCUCCCACCCCCGCCUCUCUUCCUCGCGCAAGGUGCUGCUGUCGUAGACCCCCUCCCCCCUCAGGGUGCCGCUCCCUCAGGUGUGUCUCAGGUAGACCCGGUCGAGCCUGUUGAGGGGUACUGA
Molecule: messenger RNA, 2317 nt
Organism: Closterium sp. NIES-65
Lineage: Eukaryota; Viridiplantae; Streptophyta; Zygnematophyceae; Desmidiales; Closteriaceae
Source: the annotation of a GenBank genome assembly